GGAGGGUGUAAUGGCUGCCUUGCCUGUUGCUACCUGCCGCACGUACGAACAAGUCUUAAGUCUGAACGAUGUAACGGUUUUACAUUUCAAACGUAGUUUGAAAUUGUGGUUUGGUUUGGCUGUUUUUGAGGUGAGGUGAACGUAUCGAUCGUAACGGUGCACCCCCAGCUGCUCGUCAGGACGGGUUGAGAGUGCUUUGUGUAUGAUGGCGGUUACCGAAAGGUGAUGGCGUUGGAGGUUUCUGCCAGUCAGCCUGUGGCACUCAUCGACAAAUGACCAUCCUCCCUGGACCAGAAAUUGGAAUGCUGCUUCUUCCUUCAUUGUUGAAGAAUGCUCCUGCUACUGGCCUGAGCAGGACUCAUUGUCGAACAUGCUACUGCUGUGGGUGUCCCUGCGACAUCACUAUGGAGAAAUGGGGUUUGCCAACCGGUGUCACAGUGAGGAUUUUCUACGUUUCUCUGGACCUAUGCUGUUCCAGUCGAAGGUUUAUUUUAGGACAACCAACGGGAGUGGAGGUGGAGCAGCAGGAGCGAGCAGCUGUCAUGUUGCUGUUCCGAACCUUCAGUCUGUGGCCUUCCAGACAACAAGUUGCCGAACAAGAGGAUGAAGACUUCGCCUUGCUGAUGAAGAGGAUCAGCACGGCAGCUUGCAGAAGAGAGCGGAUCAACUGAAUGGGGAUGUGUUUGUUUGUGUGCCUGCUUAGCUCUUGCUUUAGUCUUUGCGGUCUGCAUAUUUUGCAUUGGUGGUUACCGCUUGGGUAUCUGUCUAAUUUGUUUUUUGUUUGCAUUCUUAUUGGGUUGCUUUUUCCCUGGUGGUGGCGCCCACUACUAUUGAUGACAUAUCAUGUUGUUUCUUGACCUGCUUUGGCAUAUGACUUGUGAAGUUGAUGGGCUUCUUUGUUGUGUUGUUUUGAAUGGUUGGCCUUGUAGCGUCAUGCUGCAUUUAGCUAUGCAUGGUGUUGCGAAACCAGCUUUGCUAUCUUGCUUAUCUGUCUGCUUGGACUCCUUUGGUGGCUUCCCCUUUCUUUUAUGGUGGCAGUCUUUUCUUUAGAUGACAUUUUUACCUGGUUCAUGUUGUAUUGGCUUGAAUACCAUCCUAGUGCUAUGCUUAACUGUCUGCUUGGACUCCUUUGGUGGCUUCCCUUUUCUUUUAUGGUGGCAGUCUUUUCUUUAGAUGACAUUUUUACCUGGUUCAUGUUGUAUUGUCUUGAAUACCAUCCUAGUGCUAUGCUUAUCUGUCUGCUUGGACUCCUUUGGUGGCUUCCCUUUUCUUUUAUGGUGGCAGUCUUUUCUUUAGAUGACAUUUUUACCUGGUUCAUGUUGUAUUGUCUUGAAUACCAUCCUAGUGCUAUGCUUAUCUGUCUGCUUGGACUCCUUUGGUGGCUUCCCUUUUCUUUUAUGGUGGCAGUCUUUUCUUUAGAUGACAUUUUUACCUGGUUCAUGUUGUAUUGAUAGUUAUUACUUUAUGGUGCCUGUAUGGUUCAAAGGCCCUGCCUAUGGAAACAAUGGGUGACAGUUCUGGUUAAAGUUUCAGUCGAUACCAGUGGGGUUUGAAUUUGCCUUUGCAUUUUGAGCUCAAGAUAGGCUUUAUUCAGUGUUUUUGAAAGGCCUGAUGAGUUUGUGUUUGUUUUUGAAAUGCUCUCAAUUUCAAUGCACAUAUUUGAUUAUUUUAUUUUUCUGACAUCCCCAUGUCUUUGCUCCCAUUAUGAAGGUUUUGUUUUACUAAUGGACUUCAUCAAAAUAGAACAUGUACUGGAGGCAUGACCCAUGUUUUCUGUGGUGGAGGGAUUUUGGAUUGUUUUAUUAUGUUGCUAGCUGCUGUUAUGUGGGUGAGAGGUGCUUUAGUGUUGAGCUUCCCUGUGGUGUGGUAUGGUAUAAAUUUCAUAUGCUUGUUCCCCUUUAGUUUGCUUUCUUAGUGUGCUUGCUUUUAAAUAAUCUUUUAUCCAGUCUUGCAUUGGGCCUUAUUUCCUAUGCCUCUUUGUAGCUCAUAAUCUCAUAAUAGAAAGCUUGCCCUGUUUCACUGGUAACAUCAUCUCUCCAUAUUAGUGUUGUGCUUGUCUCAUUUUAUAGACACCUUUUCUGCUUUUCUUGGUCUGUGGAAUCAAGGUUGUUACUGUAGUUGGCAGGGUUUCCUUCCAUUUUUUUUUCCACCAAAAAAAAAGAAAAAGAAAGAAAAGAGCUUGUCUUUCUGCAUUAGCAGUGCAUCAGUCGUUGCUUUGGGCUUUUUUUUUGGUGCUUUGUGGUCUGUUCUGAUAACGUCCUGUACUCAUUCCACUUGUUCUGAGAGCUCAGUCUCUUUUGCUUGCUUAAAUUCGUUUUGGUAUUGCUUUGAUAUGUGCCUUUUCAUAGCUUGUAAUCUUUUAUGGUUCUAUCUGAGCUUUGGCAGCAAUAGUUUGUGCGAGGUUUUCAUGGCUUUCUUGGACUCGUGUACUUUUCUGUUUCUGUCGAGCCUUGUGUGUUUUACUUUGUUGUGUGCAGAGGUUGAUGUGGUAGUGGAGCCUUUUUAUUUUUGGCAAGAACACUGCAUGGCAGGUAUUGUACCGGUCUUUGUUGAUGGUGUUGAUAGAACCAACGAGUAACCAUUGCACACUGUUCUCUCUAAUAUUAGUCUGUCCUGGUGGUUUUGUUUCGAGAGGCAGUGAAUAGAGUUGCGGGUUAGUGAGGACAAAGGACAGCCUUAAGCUGUGUGAUUGUGGGGUCAUUGUGGUUCCCUGAAUACUUCUGUUUGAGAUGGAGGAAAUGUUCAGCAACUGUCCCUCUUUAUUAUAAAUGAUUGUUUCUCGCAUUGAAACUAGUAUCCUUAUGUGUCUAUAUGGCUGGUUUUAAUUUCUAUUUUCAUUUAAGUCCUCUCAGGAUGUUGGCUGUUCCCUUUGUUUGUGUGUAAGUUCAUCAUGUGCAGUAAAAUUUGUUUUCUUUA
Messenger RNA from Thrips palmi, 2916 nucleotides. RefSeq lists its product as uncharacterized. The coding region runs from base 273 to 671 and encodes 132 amino acids. The record is from RefSeq and is a predicted model, not a curated record. NCBI's taxonomy places the organism in Eukaryota, Metazoa, Arthropoda, Insecta, Thysanoptera, Thripidae. The transcript has 4 exons.